Messenger RNA from Symbiodinium pilosum, 2205 nucleotides. NCBI's taxonomy places the organism in Eukaryota, Dinophyceae, Suessiales, Symbiodiniaceae. The record is from the annotation of a GenBank genome assembly.
AUGGGUCGCGCGGGAGGGGUUGACUUCAUUCGGCUGCCCGAUCGCACCAUGCGUUGGGCGCCAGUUGCAAUCCGGCACGAGGCGGGCAUCGCUGCUUGGCAACCAACUUGGGUUUGCAUGGGUUGUGCUCAAUCUGAGCAGCUCGGUGACCUGUUGAUCCCGGCCGAAGCGGGCAGUCCAUGCGACCGUUGCGGAAGCAUCCUCCAGUGGGAGUACGACCGCGUCAAUGGAACGGAGGCCUUCGGCUGCCCUCAACGGUGCGCCCGGCCCGCGCCUGUUCCAGCGGCACCGCCCCCACAGCCGCUCGCUCGGACUCCAGAUCCCGAUGAGCCCCUGCCAAACCCACAUCAACCCGAGCCGCCGAACCUGCAUCCUGCGCGCUCGCAUCACGCUGACACACGCUUUCCAGAGGCACACCUCGAGCUGCAAUCCCGGGGAGCGUGGUACGACCAAGGGCCUCCCGAGCGCGACGUCCAGUCGCCUACCAAUUCCUGGCUUUAUGUGCCACUUCUCCAUGGUGCGCUCGGGGCGCUCUCAGAUCGGGCGAUCGCCAUGUGGCGUGCAGAGGCACGUGCUCCCCCACACUGGGAGGAAGCUCGUCGAGCACUGGCUGUCUCGGCCCCUGUAGCUGCCCUCACAGAGGCUCUCAUCGCAGCGGCUAGCCAUCGCAACGGGGGCUUGCACCAACUCGCCCUUGCAGAGGCAGCCGUUCUCCCGCCCAGCACUCUGGUGCACCUCGGCUGGGUUGUGCGACGCAUUGCUCGCCCAGACGGGUAUAUCAGUGCGGCGGGCCAAGAAGUGUGCCUCAUGCUAUACGGUGGCUCUGAGUUAGCAAGCCGGCUCGACCGCCUCUCAGAUGAGUUCCGUUUGACUCUGACGUAUGGGGAAUUAUCGGCAGCUGAGGUUGAAGCACACCCUAUCCCAGAGAUCAACGUUGAACAAUUGUCUCCCACAGAAGCUGCUCCCACAGCACUUGAUCAGGCGGCUGCGCCACCUGCAGCGGAGAGGGCAGAUAGCCAGGCAGAGACUGACGGAGCUGCCGUCGGGAAUGAGGCGCCGCCUGUAGGCAGCCCGCCCCCGGCAUGGCCACGAGCGGCACUGGCAUGGCUGGGUACCAUCGACCUUGCUGAGGAGUUCCGCAGCCAGCUCCCAACAAUCCGCUCGGUGCCCCGGUUUCUCAUGGCGGGGGUACGCAGGUGCCUCAUCCGUUGUCUCAACGAUUUGCAAAUUGCCUAUCGGCGGCGGGACGAGCCUGCCCGGGAAGCGGCGUGGAAAUUGUUCUUGCUGGCUCCGCGCUUGCUGCUGGCACGCUGCCGUGACACCGGUCCAGUCGGGCGUGCCGCUCUCCUGCGCCGCGUCGAGCUCUUCGAAUCAGGCGCGUGGGAGCAGUUGUUGCGGGAAGCCCGGGCUGGAGCACCAACUGCUGGCCAACGCAACGUGCCCCGCACUGACGCAGCCGUGCUUGAGGAGGCGUGCGAAAGGGUUAGGCAAGGCCAGCUGACCCGUGCACGCCAAACCCUCACCGCAGCCGCCUUGGCCCCCGGGAAUGAUGAGACUCUCCAUGCACUGUCAGAUCCCUCGCGUCGGCCGCCGCAUCGGCGCCGCGAGAUACCUGCAGAAGUGCUCACCCAUGAGCCGGCCGAGGCUGUCGCCUUGUCGGUCCAGCAAGUCGCGGAAUCUCUCAGGAGUGCCAAGCGAGGGUCUGCACCAGGCCUCUCAGGGGCAACCGUUGACCACUACAAGUUGCUCCUCGAUGACCCCGCGGCCCUUGAGCUCUUGGCAUUCGCUGUCAACUGCUUUGCAGGGGCAGAUCUGCCGCCUAGCAUCAUCGAUGCCCUCGCCUUGUCACGGCUCACCGCAUUGCGCAAGCCCGGAGGGGGGGUGCGGGGCAUAGCCGUGCCUCCGGCUGCCAUAGUUGCCUAUGACAUGCUAGGCGGCCACACAGCAGAUGCGGAGCAAUCACAGCGUCAGGCCCGUGACAUCGCGUUCCUGCCCGCUUCCCUAGGGGGCCUAGGCCUCAUGCAUGCGGAACGCCUCUCCCCUGCAGCAUACUGGGCGGCGUGGGCGGACGCCCUGCCAGUGCUGCAACAGCGCUGCCCGGAAGCUGCUGCACGCUGCCUGCAGGAGCUCCGGUCCGGGAAUCAGGCUGCCGCACCAAGCCUCCAGGCCGCAGCGGCUGCAGGCGAGCACCUAGACAGUCAAGGU